AUGUUUGCCAAACCUGGUACCUACGACGUGAUCAUGCGCUACUCAUCCCUAACACCCAAGAUCCUACCCGACAAUCUUGCAGCACCACGCGGCAUCGGCAUGAAGAUCUUCGGCAUCGAGGGCGAGAAGAUUUGGGGAGAAGACAAGAAGACGCAAGACUGGACUUUCAACAACUACCCAGUCCUCGAGCUACGCGAUCCACAAACCACCUACGACAUCGCAGACGCCUUGGAACGAAACUGGAACGACCUGCCCACGUUUGCCGACGAGCAGAGCAAAAGAUUAGACGCAGACGUCGCAACAUUGGGUGGACAACUACCAAAGCAGCACAUGGUCGCCAUGCCAGAGUACUCACAAUCCGCCUACCGCCACGGCGCCUACGUAGCCAAAUACGGCGUCUUCCCCGCUAGCCAAUUCCAAAAGGAUCUCGAGAACACUGAAGUCAAGGACUCGGACCCCAUCAACAUCCUCUCCCAAACCCUGCGCACACACCACCUCAACAACACCAUCUCCUACAGCUUCUGCGCACAGCUCCUCCAAGACCUCACCGAACAGCCCGUAGACGACAUUGGCAUCGAAUGGGAUCCGAAAAAGUACCCGUUUGAGCAAAUCGCCACCAUUGAGUUUCCGCCGCAGGACUCGUGGUUACCAGAGUUUAGGACUUGGUGGGAUGAUCGCAUCACGGUGAAUAGCUGGCAUGGGCUCAAGGAGCAUCAGCCGCUCGGAAGCACGAAUCGGAUGCGCAGGGUUGUUUAUGCCGAGAGUAGGAAGUUGAGACUCAAGGUUAAUGGGUAUAAGGAGGGGGAUUAUGUAGAGCCGGAAGGGCUGGGUGAUGUGCCUGCAAAGGGGGUCGAGGCGCCGCAGUUGGACUUGAAGUACCAGAGUGCUGUUACGACUGCUGGAGCUGCGUAG
Molecule: messenger RNA, 912 nt
Organism: Alternaria postmessia
Lineage: Eukaryota; Fungi; Ascomycota; Dothideomycetes; Pleosporales; Pleosporaceae
Exons: 1
Coding region: 1-912 (303 amino acids)
Molecular function (GO): heme binding
Source: RefSeq, a predicted model, not a curated record